Messenger RNA from Dreissena polymorpha, 11734 nucleotides. Its product is annotated as neurobeachin-like. Bases 151 to 8325 code for a protein of 2724 amino acids. Gene Ontology annotation, biological process: intracellular protein localization. Lineage: Eukaryota; Metazoa; Mollusca; Bivalvia; Myida; Dreissenidae. The record is from RefSeq and is a predicted model, not a curated record. Gene Ontology annotation, cellular component: cytosol; membrane. The transcript is spliced from 59 exons. Gene Ontology annotation, molecular function: protein kinase binding.
ACCGUAUUAACUCCGUAUGACCCGGAAGUAGUAUUGGUACUGAAGCCGAUACACAAUUUUCAUUGAUUCCAUACACUUUGUAAUUUUUAGUGACUGACAUUCACUGUUACACCGGUUGAUGUAAAGUUGAAGUAGAAUUAAGUAUUCAAAAUGUCUGAGGCAACGGAAGACGCCAAAUCAGACGUUAAAUCCGUUGCAGAAAUUCUCAACUCAAAAGGAAAUGAUGAACUGAAAUUUGGUCUGCUAAUUGGAUUAAUCAAGGUGAACCAAGUGUCAGAUAAAGAUGUUGUCAACACAGUGUUGCACCUGCUGGUCAGUGGAGAGUUUGACAUUGAGGCCAACUUUGUCAUCCAGGACCCCCAGAACAUCGUUCAGAUGCUGAAGGUGGUUGAACACUGCCCUGUUACUCUACAGGCUGAGAUCUGGAGUGUUGUCAUGGCGAUGUUAAAGAAGAGCAGACGGAACCUGCAGGCGUGCACAGAGAUAGGUCUCAUCUCCCGGGUCAUGGACAUGGUGCUCGCUGCAGACGACAUAGUCUCAGACCUGCUUGUGGACAUGCUGGGAGCCCUGGCGGCCUACAGUAUCACUGUGAGAGAACUCAGACAGCUGUUCAGAUACCUGAAGGCCGAGGAUGGGAAAUGGCAAAGGCACUCUGUAAAGCUGAUCUCGGUGCUGAAGCAGAUGCCCAAGAGAUAUGGACCAGACGAGUUCUUCAGCUUUCCUGGAAAGAAAGGAUCUUGCAUCCACCUGCCCCCUAUCAAGACCUGGCCCUACCAGAACGGCUGGACGUUCUCAUGCUGGAUGAGACUGGACCCCGUCACUGGAGUCACUGUAGAACAGGAGCGACCUCACCUGUUCUGUUUCCAUACAAACAAGGGAGUGGGCUACUCCGCCCAUUUCCUAGGCAAUGCCCUAGUUAUCACCUCUAUGAAGGUCAAGGGAAAAGGUUUCCAGCACUGUGUCAAAUACGAGUUCCAGCCUAGAAAGUGGUACAUGGUGAGUGUGGUGUUUGUGUACAACCGGUGGAGCAAGUCUGAGAUACGUUGCUACGUUGACGGACAGCUCGCCUCAGGAACAGACAUGUCAUGGCUGGUCAGCUCCUCUGAUCCAUUUGACAAGUGCUUCAUUGGAGGCAGUUCAGAUGGUGACACGGACCACAUGUUCUGUGGUCAGCUAUCUACUGUGUACGUGUUGAGUGAGGCUCUGUUCCCUCAACAGCUGUCUGCCAUACAUGAACUGGGGCCCAGCUAUAAGAGUCAAUUCCGUUUUCCCAAUGAGAGCAUAGUACGUCUAUCAGAAACAGCUCAGAAGUUGCUGUAUGAUGGCAAGUUGACGACCAUCAUCAUGUUCAUGUACAACCCGAUAGCCUGCGACGCCCAGCUGUGCCUGGAGUCCUCACCAAAAGGCAAUGUCAGCCACUUCCUGCACUCACCACACGCCAUGAUGUCAGGGGAGGUGAAGUCAGUGAUUACCCAUUCCAUACACAGUACUCUUCAUUCUUUGGGUGGGGUACAGAUCCUGUUCCCCCUAUUUGGACAGUUGGACUUGCCUGUCUGCCAGACAAAGGGCACAUCCUCAGCCGUGGAACAUUCCACUUGCAAUGCGUAUGAGUUGAUAUUUGCCAACCUGUUGGGCCUGCUGCACAAUCUGAUAGAGAGCUCAAACACCAUCCACCAGCAGAUGGUGCAGAACAAGGGCUUCCUGGUCAUAGGACAUCUCCUGGAGAAGUCCUCGAGGGACCACAUCACCCCGGCAGUGCUAGAGGUGUUCCUCAACCUGACCAACUAUCUGGUCAAGUGUCCCACUGGGGGCACGCUGCUCAAGCACCUGUUUGACCAUAUUCUCUUUAACCCUGCACUCUGGAUACACUCCUGUAUGGAGGUGCAGACAAAGCUGUACUGUUACUUGGCGACAGAUUUUAUCAGCGACGCACAGAUCUACACCAACAUUCGGCGGGUCAGCGCAGUCCUGCAGACUAUGCACACGCUCAAGUACUACUACUGGGUUAUCAACCCCAAGGACCGCAGUGGCAUCACACCCAAGGCUGUUGAUGGCAUGCGGCCUGACUAUGACGAGAUCGUCAAGCUGAGGUCCUUCAUGCUUCUCUAUCUGAAGCAGCUGCUGCUGAAGGGGCAGGGGGUACAGGACGACGAGCUGCAGAGCAUACUCAACUACCUGUGUACCCUUCAUGAGGAUGACAAUCUGGUGGAUGUGUUGGACCUGUUGGUCAGCCUGAUGGCCGAGCAUCCAGCCUCCAUGGUGCCUGCCUUUGACAGCAAGCUGGGAAUAAGGACUGUGUUCAAGCUGCUAGCCUCUCCGACUGAAGCAAUCCGGAUCAAGACCCUAAAGCUGUUUGGCUAUUGGCUCAUGAGAAGUACACCCAGGCGAAAGCAGGACUCCCUGUCACAACACAACCUGUUCUCCCUGCUCGGGGACCGUCUGCUGCUUAAUGACCAACAUAUCACCAUGGCAACCUACAAUGCCCUCUUUGAGAUGCUGGUUGAGAGAUUGAGUGAAGAUGUUCACAAAACCAGGCACGUGGAGCCAGAUGGACAUUUCCGUAUUGAGAACUCGGCCCUUCUGAAGGUGAUUGCAACGAUGAUCAGACAGUCGACCACAAAUGUGAUGGAGGUCAAACGCACCUUCCUCUCCGACCUCACUAUUCUAUGCACAAACAACAAGGAAAACAGGAGAACUGUCCUGCAGAUGUCAGUGUGGCAGGACUGGCUGUUCUCGAUGGCGUACGUGUACCCCCAGACCCAGCACCAGCACAAGGUGACAGAGAUGGUGAUGGCGCUCUUCCGUAUGCUGCUCCACCACGCCAUCAAGUUUGAGUACGGCGGCUGGAGGGUCUGGAUUGACACGCUUGCCAUCCUGCACUCCAAGGUUGCCUAUGAGGAUUUCAAGCUGCACAUGGCCAAGAUGUACAAGCAGUAUGACAGACAGAGGGUGGAUGACAAUGCAGACAUGGACGAAAGAAACCAGCGACCAAUUAGCACCAUAUCAGGAGUGUCUGACGCAGAGAUCAACAAACCACUGCCGAAAUCCACGGUCAAGGUCACAGAAAUCAAGGAGGAUGAAUCAGGCGGGUCACAGGUCAACGAAGGAGCAGGAGGGGAUAUGGAAAGCAGCGUAAGAGAUGUGAAGCCCAAUGCAGGGGAGACGGACAAGCCUGCGCAGGAAGGUAAGGCUAACAAUGAUGGUGCAAGCAAGGAGAGGAAAGUACCUUCGAGAACUGAGUCAACACGCAGCAGUCAGAGAAUGUUUAGUUCAGGACCUCGGGCCCCUCCGUUCAGGAUUCCAGAGUUCAGGUGGUCCUAUCUCCACCAGAAACUGCUAUCAGAUCUCCUUUUCUCGAUUGAAACAGAUGUCCAAGUUUGGAAGAGCCACACGACCAAGACGGUGAUAGACUUUGUGAACGCAAGUGAGAACAACAUCUACGUGGUGAACGUGACUCACAUGAUCUCCCAGCUGGCUGAUAACCUCAUCACUUCCUGUGGCGGCCUCCUGCCUCUACUGGCAGCAGCCACGUCCUCCAGUGGAGAAGUGGAGAUCCUGGAGCCCACUCAAGGCCUAAGCAUUGAGCAGGCAGUGUCCAUCCUGCUGAGAAUCAUGAACCUCACAGACAUCCUUGUGUUUGCAAGCUCGACAAACUUCGCUGAGCUAGAGCAAGAGAAAAACAUGCCGUCUGGUGGAAUCCUCAGACAGUGUCUUAGACUGGUCUGUACAGCAGCAGUGCGUAACAGUCUGGAGGUGCGUCAACGUGCCAUGCCACGAACACCACCGACUCCCUCUAGCUCCGCCCAUCCUCUCGCCUUUCGCAGUGACAGCCGGACGGCAAAUGGCACCACGGACCCAAUACAGGCGCUAAUUGACGGAUCUCAUCCUACACAGAGGAACAUUGUAGAAAACCUCAAUGAAGCUGUAUCGCCAGUGAAGGAUUUUGACAAGCUUCUCCAAGACAUGGAUAUCAACAGACUGAGAGCCGUUGUUUACCGAGAUGUGGAGGAGACUAAGCAUGCCCAGUUCCUGGCCCUAGCCAUUGUGUACUUCACCUCUGUGCUGAUGGUGUCCAAGUACCGGGACAUACUCGAGCCCCCAAGCCCUGCACAGACCCCAAACCAGGCCUCUCGCCGGAGCUCAAGUCACACACCCUCAGGCCAGCAGGGCAGCGGGAGUGAGUCAGAGGACAAUGUCAGUGAGAACCAGUCUGGGGCAGGUGCCAGUGAGACGGAUGACCCCAUCACUUCACAAAUAAGUGUACCAGUCGAUGUCCAUGCACCAGACUCCACGAAGGAAGCAGCUGAACAACUGUCGCCACAGAGACCUGAAACAGAGGGUGAGGAGGAGGAAGAACACGAUGAUGCAGAUGAGGAUCAGAAGACAGAAGGUGAUGGAGAGGAAAACCUUGAUUCAGAAAAUAAACCUGGUGAUGAUGAAAGUGAAGCAGAUGAUCAGGCUACAGGAAGUGAUAAUUCCUUUGUUGCUGAAAAGAAAGAAGACCAGAUUGUGGAACAAACUGAUGAACAAACAAGUGAAGAAGUAAAUAGCAAAACUGCAGGAAAAUCAAAGAAAACUAAACAUCAAGAUGAGUUAAGAAAUGAAGAAAUUGAAGAAGUAUCAGAUAAUACAGAAAGCCAAGAAAGGGUGGAGGACAAUACAAAUGAGCAGGAUAUAAAAGAAAAAUUAAAUGACAUUCAAAGCUCAGAGAAAGCAGAAGGGCAAAAUGUUGAAAACAAUGUAAAAGAUGUUUAUGUUGCAGAUGAAGAGGUAAAGAAAGAUGUUGAUAAAGGGGUAAAGGGAGAUGAUGAUGUGGAGGAAGCUUUUGAAGCAGAACCAGCAGUAUUGACCAAUGGUGAUGCUGAAGAUAAGGAUGGAGAUGAUGCUACUAGUGAGGGUGCUGAUUUUAAUGAAGACAACGAAGAAGAUGAACCAGUUCAUACUAUAUCAUCAAUUUCUGGUGGUGCUGGGAAACACAAUGAAAGUACAGAUAGUAAGAAGCCAGAGAAGCUAGAGUUGAAGAAUACACCAAUUCCAGCUCCAGUCAAUCUGUCAAUGCUGGAUUCUGGAAACUUGACUGAGCGCCUUGAAAAGGCUUUGGGCUCAGUGGCACCACUUUUGAGGGAGAUCUUUGUGGACUUUGCAUCGUACCUGUCUAAAACUUUGAUUGGUUCCCAUGGACAAGAACUUCUUAUUGGAGGUCUGGUGACGUUGAAGCAGAGUACGUCGGUGGUGGAGCUGGUGAUGCUGCUGUGUUCCCAGGAGUGGCAGAACUCCCUGCAGAAGAACGCUGGCCUGGCCUUCAUAGAGCUUGUCAACGAAGGGAGGUUGCUGGCUCAUGCCACACGGGACCACAUCGUGCGGGUAGCCAAUGAGGCGGACUUCAUUCUGAACAGGAUGAGGGCAGAGGAUGUACAGAGGCACGCUGAGUUUGAAUCACUGUGUGCCCAGAUGAUGCUGGACCGUCGGGAGGAAGAGAAGCUGUGUGACCACCUGAUCACGUCAGCCAAGAGGCGCGACUACACGGUCGCCCUGAGGCUGCGAGACAAGGUCCUCAACAUCCUCGACAACAAGCAUGGGCCCUGGGGCGAACCAGGACAAGAGAAACUGGAGUUUUGGAAGUUGGAUGUUUGGGAGGAUGACAGCCGGCGCCGACGGAGGUUCAUCAAGAAUGCUAUAGGCUCCUCCCACCCGGAGGCCACUCUGAAGGCAGCCAUUGAACAUGGUGCGACUGAGGACGCCAUUAAUCAGGCCCGUGAUGCGUUCCAUGCAGAGUUGGCCAGCAAGAAGGUUCAGUCCAGCCUUCAACCAGACUACACAGACGAGCAGCUUCUGAUGGAGGACAAUGGAGACUACGACUUUGAAAUGGAGUACUCUGGUCCUGUUGCCAUGUCUACCACGUGCAAGCUGAUAGCCCCCGGGGUUGCCAUUAACGGGCUCAUGUCCGUCACGAAGACAGACCUCUACUAUGAGAUGGACGAGGAAGAUGCCGAGAACAAGAAAAUAGACCCACAGGUGCUGGCCUACAUCGACUGUCUGCAUGGCAAGUGGAACUUCAACGAGAUUCGCGCCAUCUUCUCGCGCCGCUACCUGCUGCAGAAUGUCGCCAUCGAAAUAUUCCUCGCAAACAGAACCGCAAUCAUGUUUGCAUUCCCUGACCAUGCCACCGUAAAGAAGGUGAUCAACGUGCUACCCAGGGUCGGCGUAGGGGUCAAGUAUGGACUCAGCCAGUCAAGACGAAUGUCCUCUGCAUCAGGCAAGCAGCUCUUUAAGUUAUCACAGAUGACCCAGAAGUGGCAGCGGCGAGAAAUCUCCAACUUUGAUUAUCUUAUGUACCUUAACACCAUAGCUGGUCGCACCUACAAUGACUUGAACCAGUACCCAGUGUUUCCUUGGGUGAUAGUCAACUAUGACACAGAUGAGCUCGAUCUCUCUCAGCCCAAUAACUUCCGGGAUCUCUCAAAGCCUGUGGGUGCGUUGAACCCGAGUCGCAAGGAGUUCUUUGAGGAUCGUUACAACACGUGGGAACACGAUCAGAUCCCUCCAUUCCACUAUGGCACUCACUACUCCACCGCCGCAUUCACACUCAACUGGCUCAUACGAGUGGAGCCAUUCACGUCCAUGUUCCUCAACCUGCAGGGAGGCAAGUUUGAUCACGCCGACCGCAUCUUCCACUCCGUCUCUCAGGCCUGGAAGAACUGCCAGCGAGACACGUCUGAUGUCAAGGAAUUGAUACCUGAGUUCUUCUCGCUGCCUGAAAUGUUCAUGAACAACAACCGCUAUGAGCUAGGCAAGAUGGAUGAUGGGAAGAAAGUCACUGACGUUGUACUGCCGAAAUGGGCGCGCGGGCCUGAAGACUUUGUCAGGAUUAACAGAAUGGCUCUGGAGUCAGAGUUUGUAUCGUGCCAGCUUCACCACUGGAUAGACCUCAUCUUUGGAUACAAGCAGAGAGGUCCCGAGGCAGUGCGAGCCACAAAUGUGUUCUACUAUCUCACAUACGAGGGUGCUGUCAACCUGGAUACAAUGACUGACCACGUCAUGAAAGAAGCAAUUGAGAACCAGAUACGCAGCUUUGGACAGACACCGACUCAGCUGUUGGCAGAGCCCCACCCCCCUCGCAGCUCGGUCAUGCACCUGCUGACUCAAAAUUAUAGCAAGGAAAAUCGAAGCAUUUUGAAGAAGUCCCCGAUGAUGUUCACAAGCGUGCAAGAUGACGUUUGCAUGAUCAUGAAGUUCCUGUCCAACUCGCCCGUCUGCCACGUGUCGGCCAACACCCACCCAGCGGUGCCUAGUCCAGCUGUCACCACCAUCACGUGCAAUCACAACUUUGCCAUCAACAAGUGGAACUCCAACUACCAGCAUCAAGGUACACCAACCAGUCUAGGGUCCCAGGACAACAAGGAUGGGAAGGAGGCCCCAGCCAAUCUACCCCUAGCCAUGGACCAGCUCCUGGUGUUGAACACAGGCCUACAGAGGCGUAACCUUGGUGACAACUUUGACCAGCGUCUCAAAGUCACCCAAAGCCACUUUGUUACGACUGCAGACAACCGCUUCCUGUUUGCCUGCGGAUUCUGGGACAAGAGCUUCCGGCUCUACCUGGCUGACACAGCUAAGAUCCUGCAGGUGGUUUACGGCCACUAUGAUGUCGUCACGGUGAUCACCCGGUCAGAGUGUAACCUUAACCAGGACUGCUACGUGGUGACUGGCUCCAAGGACUGUACUGUCAUGGUGUGGAUGUUCACCUCACGUAACCAGGCCAUCAUUGGGGACAACGGAAGUAUAGAGCAGCCAACCCCCAAGGCCACAUUGACUGGUCACAGGUCAGAGGUGACGUGUGUGAGUGUGCUAGCAGAGCUUGGCAUGGUCAUCAGUGGAUCACUGGACGGCCCCUGCCUGCUGCACACCCUGUCUGGGGACCUGCUCCGCUCCCUGGAGCCGCCAGGGACCAAUCAGAUGACAGCCAACCUGAUCUGCAUGUCCCGUGAGACGUUCGUCAUGAUAAAGUUUGACGCUGGAGACAUCUGCAACUUCAGCAUCAACGGCAGGCUGCAGAAACACUUCAGGCACAAGGACAAUGUACAGGCUAUGACGCUGAGUCGUGAUGGUCAGUACAUGAUGCUGGGAGGUGACGGGGGCGUGGUGGAGGUGUGGCGGUCACAUGACCUCACGCUGCUGUACACGUACCCGCCCUGUGAUAGCUGCAUCUGCUCCCUGGCUCUCUCACAUGAUCAAAAGUUCCUCAUGGCUGGCCUGGCCACUGGCUGUCUGCUCGUUUUCAACAUCGACUUCAACAAGUGGCACCACGAGUACCAGGAGAAAUACUAACAGCAGGGACACACUGGCUUGAGAACAGUGAGGUGUUCACACUAAUGAGAUUCCUUGUUGUUAUAAAAGAAUGAAAAGGACUUGGCAACAUACUUUUUUCAGAAAUGCUUGCUUGAGACUGCCAGUAUAGGGAUCUUUUAUUUGUUUGUGAAGUCAUAAAAUUAGCAUUAUAAAAUAUAUAAUAAUAUUGAAAGGAAUGGCCAUGUCAAGAAACGUUUUGAACUGUAAUCGAGUUAUUUCAGAAAGAUAAGUGAGUAGCUGUACAUGAGUAUAAAGGAUUCAAACCAUUUGAAAUGCUUUUUGUCUACUCAGACAAAUGUACCAAUUACUGUGAGCAAGCAGGAUGUCAAUGGGGGAAAUAGUUUACUGAUGUUUUCGUUAGUUUCUUGCAAAUUUGCAGAGUGUAUCGAGUGAGAUACAAAUGUAUAUAUGACUUAUAGGCAUGUUACAUUUUUGUAUUAUUCAUAACAAUCAUAUUUGCAAAUAUAUGAUUAAAUAGAAUGGUUAUAAACUAUUGAUUUUAUUACAGUUAAAAACUGCUAUCCCUAAAAUAAAUAAUUCAUUUAGUAAAGUUGAGGUUAUGUUUUGUAACAUAAAAAUCAUGUCUGCAUGUAUGAUUGUCCCUUUAAACUGAGUGUAUUUAAAAUUUGCAAGAAGGUUCAUUCAAUAUUAAUUCUCAAUAUAAAAUAGAUAUAUCUAUAAAAAUGUAUUUAAAAAAGAAUAAUUAAAAAUAUAUUUGCUUAAUUCAAUUAUUUUUUACUGCAUGUUGUUUCUAUUUGAUUUUUAAAUAAUGUGUUGUUGUUUCCCCCAAACAAUAGUUGUGUUAUGACCGGUAACAUUCCAAUGUAUAGCUCUAUAAAACAUUUAAAUACAGUUUAUAGUUAUAAUGUAUUAAAAGUUAAAUAUUACCUACUAUAUUAUUGUUAUAUUUAUGUUACAGUUGCAGUAUAUAAGUUUUAAUUAAAGAUAUUCUGUUUGCAAAUUGUGUUUGUUAAUGUUUGUGUGUAUUCAUAUUAGGUAGAAAAUUAGUGAAUUGUUUCUUUUUUUAUUGCACUCAAAUUCUUCAAGACUGUGAAUUUAGUGCUGUAUUAAGUGCUACGUGUUAUGGUGUCAAUAUUAGCUAACCACAUAUCAAUAAUAACACGGCAUUAGGUCGGAGGGCACAUAUUGAGCAUCUAUGGAAAAUCUUAACCCUAUCUAUUGUCAACUUUAAAUCUCGUAUAUUUAUGCAAUAAUAUGUGUAAUUAACUUGUUCAAGUAGACGACAAACUACACAAUUGUCUAAUGCAUGGAAUUGUAUGCGACUGUUCAAACACAAAUAAUGGUCAACGCUCUAUGUAUGAUUGGCUUUACUAAAGGUCUUUAACAUAGAUCUUUGGCUGUUCCUUUUAAGGAAAGUAGCUAUACAAUAGUAAUAUGCUUAUUGAUUGGUAGCUAUACAAUAGUAAUAUGCUUAUUGAUUGGAAGCUAUACAAUAGUAAUAUGCUUAUUGAUUGGUAGCUAUAAAAUAGUAAUAUGCUUAUUGAUUGGUAGCUAUACAAUAGUAAUAUGCUUAUUGAUUGGUAGCUAUACAAUAGUAAUAUGCUUAUUGAUUGGUAGCUAUACAAUAGUAAUAUGCUUACUGAUUGGUCACUGAUUUUAUAUGAGCAUAGCUCUGGCAUCUUUUAUAGCAACAAUAACAUAUCUCUGUACGCACAUGUUUUUGGGGUCAGUAUACAAGGCCACUGACAGAGUAAUAAAUAGUUGAAGUGCGGGUCUGGGAAAAGCUCUUGACGCUGUGAUUUACACGCUCUUAUUCUUCGGGAAUGAUAGAAAUGAAAAAAAUUGAGAAUUGCUCUAGAAAAACGGUGCUUUAAGCAUGUGUGUAAAAUGUCAUCCCAGAUUAGCCUGUUUCCACUUCUUGGUAUGUUUCGUUUAAAGGAAGUCUUUCCUUAGCAAAAAUCCGGUGUAGGCGGAAAAUUUUGUCCCUGAUUAGCCUGUGUGGAUUGCACAGGCUAAUCUCGCACGACAGUUUACAAACCUGCAAUAAUCCCCGUGUUCCCAGAGUGAUGCUCAGAUUUACAUGAGAUUGAACCACAAAUAGCUGUGUAGAUUCUUGCCCUGUAGCAGUAUAAACAGUGUGAUGUACUAUUUAUUUAGGUAUUGUCUAUGAAUUGUUAAACAAUUGUUUUUUAUGCCCCCAAAGGAGGGCAUCUAGUGAUAGGACUGUCCGUCCGUCUGUCCGUCACAUUUUGUGUUUAGGUUUCGAAAAAUGCUCAUAACUUCUAUGUCGCUUGAGAUAGCAAUUUCAUAUUUGGCAUGCAUGUGUAUAUGGACAAGGCCUUUCCAAACGCACACAAAUGUUGACCCUGUGACCUUGAACUUAGGUUCGCGUUUAGGUUUCGAAAUCUGCGUUUAGGUUUGGAAAAAAGCUCAUAACUUCUAUCAAGUGUUUAUAGGGGGCAUAAGUCAUCCUAUGGUGACCACUCUUGUUUAAUUAUACUUUUAAUUGUUUUUGUUUGCAUUUUUCUGUGUGGUCUCUGUUUAAUUAUGUGAGUUGUUUGUAUGUGUUAUGUGCUGAAAUUUACAACGUACAGAGGUUUGUCAAUCAUUCAAAUAUUACUCAAGAAAUAGGUUUAAUAAGUACUGCAAAUCAGAAAGUAUGAUCACUAUUAAAAACGAAAUUAUUUUUUUCUUAUUUAGGCAUAUUAUUCAAAAUGAAGUAUAUUAUUUAUACAUGUAUAAAACAUCAAUUUGAAUUCUUAUGUAUUGCUCAAAAUAAUUAAACCGAUGGUUUGUAUUUUAGGUUAAAGCACAGAGAAUACCUAGUUAUAAAUCUUGUAUUGCUGACAAUAGCCUGACAUUCCUAGGGCUGGCCAGACAUUAUUGUUUAAUUAUUACUUGAGCCUCGGUUCGGGACUUAAUUUAUGUGCGUAAAGUGUCAUCUAAUGUUAGCCUGUGCAGUCCGCAGAGACUUAGCAGGGACAAAACUUUUCGGUUAAACUUGACUUUAACAAAUAAGUGACUUCCUCUGCCUCUGCAGACUGCAAAUACUAAUUUGAGACGACACUUCGCUCAUAUGCAUUUAGCCCUGUUUUCCCAGAGCUACUGAUUUGUAAUUUGAAGCUGUAGUUCUUGAAAAUUGUAUGUGCAUUACAAAAAUGACGAACAUUCCCUGAUAAAUGACUUUAUAUACAUUUGUGUACUACGUUAUUGUAAAUUGUAACCGUGUAUUUUUGUUACGCUUUUAAAUACCUUCUGUACGGUGCUGGUCUGUAUGAGAGUCAAUUACACCUAAUGAGGCUUAUUGUCAUCGGGGCAAUACAAGACUCCGCAUUUCUGUCAGUGUUGUUUGUCCGUUCGAAGUCGAUGUUUUGCGGAGUUGUGAAUAACACUUUCUAAUCCUGAAUAAACACUGCAUCAUCAAGAA